This is a messenger RNA of Leptopilina boulardi, 764 nucleotides long. RefSeq lists its product as uncharacterized. The record is from RefSeq and is a predicted model, not a curated record. The transcript has 3 exons. Lineage: Eukaryota; Metazoa; Arthropoda; Insecta; Hymenoptera; Figitidae. The coding region runs from base 158 to 727 and encodes 189 amino acids.
AAAAAGGUGUGAGAGGGCCUUUACACUUCACAUAUGUUGUGUUAUUGUUUGACAGAUAAAUAAUUUUUUAUAAUGGGUGAUAGACAAAUGGAUAUUUGAGUGCAUUUUUUUUCUAUUAUUUAAUAAUUUUACUAAUUUUUUGUAUAAUCUUAAUAGGAUGGAUCUCAUAAAAAAUGAAACAAACAAUGAAAUUUUAUUUGAAAAAGCUGUAAUAGAAGUAUUUAAAAGAAUUGCAGAAUCUGUAAACGAAGAAGAUUUUCGGAGAAUUUUAACAAUUCCUUCUUCAAUUAAUUCAAAAUCAAGGAAGUUUUCAAGGAUAUUCACUGAUGAAUUAAACCGUAGUAUGAAUGUAACAUUGAAAGAUAUUAAAAGCAAAGAAGGAAAUUUAACUGAGGGAUUUAAAAACCUCAGUAAUUUAGCUGAAGGAAUUGAUACAACUAUAAAUUCUAAAGUUUGGAGACCUCCAGGUGAUGUAAAAUUACAUCUAAGAUCUCACAGUUCGGAAAAAAUAGUUGCUGAAUGUCAAAUAUUGGAAAGACAAAUUUCCGAAAUGAAAAUGAAAAAUGAUGGGAAAAUUAAAAAAAUUUUACAAAGCCGAAAAGAAAUAUACUCUGUUAAAAAAAAAACAACUUAUUGGUUGAAUGAAAGUAAAUUAACUGUACCAAAUCUGCAAGAAAUUGUUAACAUGUUAGAUGAAUAUAUCAGUUGUAUUGAUGGAUUAGAAUAAAAUUUUGCUUAAACCCUUAACUAAAGUUUGAACCCUA